Messenger RNA from Drosophila willistoni, 7602 nucleotides. RefSeq names its product phospholipid-transporting ATPase ID (gene ATP8B). Gene Ontology annotation, biological process: Golgi organization; phospholipid translocation. The transcript is spliced from 19 exons. Gene Ontology annotation, molecular function: magnesium ion binding; ATPase-coupled intramembrane lipid carrier activity; ATP binding. NCBI's taxonomy places the organism in Eukaryota, Metazoa, Arthropoda, Insecta, Diptera, Drosophilidae. The record is from RefSeq and is a predicted model, not a curated record. Gene Ontology annotation, cellular component: plasma membrane. Bases 264 to 5633 code for a protein of 1789 amino acids.
CUGCCUCGCUCUGCCCUGGCCUGGCCCUUCUUGUUGGGCCACAUUUAUGAUAUAAUUUACAAAAAAAAAAGUGAAGAAAGUCAAACAAAUAAGAGGAAAACGUUACAAGAAAUGGUGCUAAAAAUCUGAGCUAUUAUGCAAAUGCGAUUUGCGUGGCAAUGAUCCCAAAUGGGAAUCACUUAGUUAUAAGUAUUUAUUAACACAUAUAAGAACGUUGAAACGGUGUCCGUGUCCGUAUCCGUGUCGACGGCGUUGGCGGUGUUAUGCCGCGUUUACGCCAGCGUCCAGACACCCUGGAACUGGCCGUUCUAGGUGGACGACAAGGAGAGCGACACCAAGAUUAUGACACAAGCGACGCUGAAGCUGAGGAUGAGGAUGGAAAAACUGCCAAUAAAACAACAGCGGCCACAGGAAUCGCAACGGGAACAGCAGGAGCAGCAGCUGCACCAGGCCGUUGGUUUCAAUUUGUUCGCCGUUCGCGACAAAAGGGACAUCGACGACGACGACUGCGCAACGAUAUGAAUGGCGAGGACGAGGACACAGAUGAUGCAGCUGAGGCGGAUGGAGGCAAGCAGGCGCAAUUGGCUCAACCUGAAAUCAUGAAUAUUGGCAAUUCGACGCAGACAAUUGCCACACCAUUGACCACAUUGACCGCUAGCACACAUGGCGAUAGCUUCUAUAGUCUGGCCAUGCCGGGACCAAAUGCUAGCCAUAAUGGGGAACAGGAAUAUAAACAGCAAAGGCAGAUGCCUGGAACCAAAAAGGUGUCACUGCUCCAGCGUCUGUCCAGUUGGAAGGGCAGCGAUGUUCAAGAUGUUCCCCCUGCCCGUUGCCAAAAUCAUCAAAGCAUUAACAAUUGCAACCGCAAUAGGAGUCGGAGUCAAAGUCAUGAUCUUUCGGCAGCGACCUCCACAACAACGCGUAGUAUACGACGGCUUUCCCAGAUGCGACGACGUCGUAGUUCCUACUACUUCUCGGAGAACGAACGCCGAAUUCGCGCAAACGACAAAGAGUUCAAUACUCAGUUUAAGUAUCAUAACAAUUACAUCAAGACCUCAAAGUAUACGCUGCUCACAUUUCUGCCCUUCAAUCUGCUGGAGCAGUUUCAGCGAUUGGCCAACUUUUAUUUCCUAUGUCUAUUGGUCCUCCAAUUGAUCCCGGCAAUCUCUUCGUUAACUCCAGUAACCACAGCCAUACCUCUGAUUGGUGUCCUCACGUUGACCGCAGUCAAAGAUGCCUACGAUGAUAUUCAACGUCAUCUCUCGGACUCCCAGGUGAACAAUCGCAAGUCCAAGACGCUGCGCAGUGGCAAACUAAUUGAGGCCAAAUGGUCCGAUGUCCAGGUGGGCGAUGUCAUACGCCUGGAUAAUAAUCAAUUUGUGGCCGCUGAUAUUCUGCUAAUAACCACGUCGGAGCCCAAUGGCUUGUGCUUCAUUGAGACCGCCGAACUGGAUGGCGAAACGAAUCUGAAGGCCAAACAAUGUCUCACCGAGACCAUUGAGCUGGGGGAGCAACAUGAUGCACUGUGGAGUUUCAACGGCGAGAUCAUUUGCGAGAGACCCAAUAAUUUGCUUAACAAAUUCGAGGGUACACUCAUCUGGAAGAAUCAGCGAUUCGCUCUCGACAAUGAUAAGAUCCUGUUGCGCGGUUGUGUCCUGAGAAAUACCCAAUGGUGCUACGGGGUUGUCGUCUUUGCCGGUGUGGACACCAAACUUAUGCAGAACUCUGGCAAAACUCAAUUCAAGAGCACCGGUGUGGAUCGUUUGCUUAAUUUCAUUAUAAUUGGUAUUGUCCUAUUUCUAAUAUCAAUAUGCGCCUUCUUUGCCGUCGCCUGCGCCAUAUGGGAGGGCCUUAUUGGUCAGCAUUUUCAAUUGUAUCUACCUUGGGAACAUAUCAUACCCAAGGAUAUGGUUGCCUCGGGCGCAACUGUUAUUGGUCUGCUGGUCUUCUUCUCCUACGCCAUAGUCUUAAAUACUGUUGUGCCAAUCUCUCUCUACGUUUCAGUAGAGGUAAUACGCUUUGUACAGUCGUUCCUCAUCAAUUGGGAUGAGGAAAUGUAUUAUGCACGCACCAAUACAUAUGCCAAAGCUCGCACCACCACCCUUAACGAGGAGCUGGGCCAGAUACAGUACAUCUUCUCGGACAAAACGGGCACACUAACCCAGAACAUAAUGACGUUCAACAAAUGCAGUAUUAAUGGACGCACUUACGGUGAUGUCAUUGACCUGCGCACAGGCGAAUUAAUUGAGAUUAAUGAGCAGCAAACAAUUUUCCACAAUAGCAACGCGUCACCAACGUCGGGGUCGCCACCGACGAUCCUAGUGCACUACCAUGACCAUCAAGUGGAGGCCGAAAUACAUGGCAGGAAAAGUGCCUUACUGGUAACGGCUCAUGGUAAAACGCAGGUGGCUGGGGAUCAGCUCAAACCUUCAAUAACAUUGCGUGAGAAUCCUCGACGCAAACAUGUUCGCUAUUCAGCCCCUUGUCGAAGUAUGAGCAAUGAAGAGGAUCAACAGCAGCAACGGGAACCGAGACAUGCCACAGCAUUGGCUGCCGGACAGACUCAUGUCCGUAUGGGUCGUCAGCUGUCUACCAUGUCCACGUCCAGCAGUAGUGAAAAAGUAAUGUUCCAGCACGAACCAUCCAAUCACCACCAGACAGAAGAUCAAGAACACUUGCACCAACACCAACACCAACACCAAUACCAAUCUCAGCUUCCUUCCCCUCCUCUACCUUUUGUUCCUGCAACUAACUUCAAAAAGAUUAAGCUCAAAUUCAAGAAAUCCUCAUCGGCAUCUGCUCUCUUUCUCGACGAUGACUAUGAAAAGCCAAAAGAGACGACUAAGGAGAAGGAUAAGGGGUUGGGGAUGGAGGAGAAAAUAAAGAAUGGUUAUCUAAGCACUUUUGCCGCCAAUUGGACCAAUUCCGCAACCACCAAUAUACAUCAGCGAGUGCACGCUGUGCCAUCAAUUGAUUUCUCCGGCAAUCCACAUCAUGAGAGCGACUUUCGCUGGUACGAUCGUACGCUAUUGGAUGCCGUCCGUUCCGAUGAGGAGCACACUCACAUAUUCUUUCGCCUGUUGGCUCUCUGUCACACUGUGAUGGCCGAGACAGUGGAUGGUCGACUGGAAUAUCAGGCCCAGAGUCCGGAUGAGGCGGCUCUUGUGUCGGCUGCUCGGAACUUCGGUUUCGUCUUUCGUACACGCACCCCCAACAGUAUUACCAUCGAGGUGAUGGGACGUCUCGAAGAGUACGAGCUCCUUCACAUACUCGAUUUCAAUAAUGUGCGCAAACGCAUGUCCGUCAUAUUGCGGCGCGGCAACGCCGUGGUCCUCUAUUGCAAGGGGGCGGAUAAUGUGAUCUAUGAUCGUUUACAUGGCGGACAGGAGGAUCUUAAGGCCCGAACCCAGGAUCAUUUGAAUAAAUUCGCUGGCGAAGGUUUGCGCACAUUGGUCCUAGCCGAACGUCGGCUCACCGAACAAUACUACAAUGACUGGCGGAUUAGGCAGCAGGAGGCCUCUUUGGCCAUGGAUUCACGGGAACAGAGACUCAAUGCCAUUUACGAGGAGAUCGAGAGUGAAAUGCAAUUGGUUGGAGUUACGGCCAUCGAGGAUAAAUUGCAAGACGGAGUCCCCAAGUCUAUAGCAAAUUUGCAAAAUGCUGGCAUUAAGAUUUGGGUUCUAACCGGCGAUAAGCAGGAAACGGCCAUUAAUAUUGGUUACUCAUGUCAAUUGCUAACCGAUGAGCUGGCCGAUGUCUUCAUUGUGGAUGGCAGUUCUGUCGAGGAAGUGGAGAAGCAAUUGCGUCAGUUUAAGGAAUCGAUCAAGAUCUUUAAUCGCUUUCGACCAGGUGGUACCAAUGAGGCUCUCAAUCAUUUGAAUAGCGGCAGCCAAAUGGAUCCGUUGAGUGUGACCAUGACCCAAACGUCGGCUUUCAUGCAGGAGACAAGUAACACGCCCACACCACCACCGCAGAUACCACCGCCAGCUAUAUCGGUGGUUACCUUUAGGUGGGAUGACAAAAUUAAGGAUAAUAAGGGCGGACCGGACAGUGCCGAGUGCAAUGAUGUCUUUGGCGAUCCAGAGAAAAGCGAGGAUGGACGCACUCCCUCCUCUAUAGUGGUGGAUGAAAGCACUGGGUUUGCUCUGGUUGUCAAUGGACAUUCAUUGGUUCAUUGUCUGUCACCAGAGCUGGAAAGCAAAUUCCUGGACAUUGCCUCGCAGUGCAAAGCGGUGAUCUGUUGUCGGGUAACGCCCCUACAAAAGGCGCUGGUCGUCGAAUUAAUAAAGCGUGCCAAAAAUGCAGUAACCCUGGCCAUUGGAGAUGGAGCUAACGAUGUCUCCAUGAUCAAGGCUGCACACAUUGGAGUGGGCAUUUCGGGACAAGAGGGCCUGCAGGCAGUCCUAUCUAGCGAUUAUGCCAUAGCACAGUUUCGCUAUCUGGAACGUUUGCUAUUGGUUCAUGGUCGUUGGUCAUAUUAUCGCAUGUGUAAAUUUUUGCGCUACUUUUUCUACAAGAAUUUUGCAUUUACAUUGUGUCAUUGCUGGUAUUCGCUCUUUUGUGGCUUUAGUGCCCAGACCGUUUUCGAUCCCAUGUUCAUAUCGGUGUAUAAUCUAUUCUAUACCUCUUUGCCUGUUCUGGCUCUUGGGGUCUUUGAGCAGGAUGUAUCGGAUAAGAAUAGUUUGGAAUUUCCACGUCUCUAUACGCCCGGCUUGAAGAGCGAAUUGUUCAAUAUUCGCGAAUUUAUCUACAGUGUAUUGCAUGGAGCCUUCACAUCGCUCAUUCUAUUCCUCAUCCCCUAUGGCGUCUAUAAGGAUGGUGUCUCACAGAAUGGCUACAUAUUGAGCGAUCAUAUGACACUCGGAGCAGUUGUUGCCACCAUUCUAAUUGUGGACAAUACAGCUCAAGUAUCCUUGUACACCUCAUAUUGGACGGUGGUGAACCAUGUGACCAUUUGGGGCAGUCUCAUUUGGUAUUUUGUGCUCGAUUACUUCUACAAUUAUGUGAUUGGUGGACCGUAUGUGGGCUCGUUGACGCAGGCCAUCAAAGAUUUAACCUUCUGGGUGACCAUGCUCAUCACAGUUGUCGUAUUGAUGGCUCCCGUGUUGGCCUACAAGUUCUAUUUGCUGGAUGUGCAUCCCAGUCUGUCGGACAAGAUACGUCAGAAGUCGCUUAAGAAGAUUCAUUCGCGUGCCUCGAGCGAUGUACGGCGUACUCCUUCAUCUCGUCGUGGACGUCGCUCCGUACGCUCUGGCUAUGCCUUUGCCCAUCAGGAGGGCUUUGGUCGUCUUAUCACUUCGGGCAAGAUUAUGCAUAAAUUGCCGCAAGAUUUCGCUUUCCCUCUCGGAUUGGGCACAAAGAAGACCCAAGCCUUGCACAACAAUGUCAGCGAGGGCAACAACACCAGCAGCACCAAACCCACAGCCAACCAUCACAACAAUAAUAACAGCAACACGAAUCAGAAUCAUUCAUCGAUGGCGGAUAUUACGGGCGGGGAACUGAAUGGUGGUCCCAAUGGCGGAUUGGGCGGUGGUGAUAGACGUGCCACUGGAGAAACUGUACGUGGCAGUGGUGGCAGCAGUGAUCUAAGUCCCCGAGCUCCUUGCCAAGAUCUGGAUACAAUUAAUUUAUAAAACAAAAAAAAAACAAAACAAAAAAUCAACACCAAAAAAUGAAACUUUCAAAGAUUUUGAAGCGGCUUCAUAAUGAGUCUUAAUAUUAAGUUCUACAUUUUAUAUAUAUAUAUUUGUGUAAGUGUGAAUGAAUGUGUGGGAAUGCUUGUCUGUGUGUGUGUGUGUGAAUGCCCUCGGACCCUGCCCCCUUCCAGAACAAGAAGAAAGCAUAUUUUCACAAGUAUUAUUAAGAGAAUUUGUCCAUCCGUUUCCCAAUACCCAGCUAAGAACGUUUUGAAUCCUUUAGUCUAAGUCCUUUAGUCUUAAGUCAUCUUGAAAUAUUUUUGGAUUUUUGUUUUAGCUAAUUAUUGUUCUUGGUUUUUGGUUUUUCUAUCUGAUUUGUAUGUGAUUUAUUUGUUAAGUUUUUAAAUGCGGUUUUUGAAGAAUUUAAUCAGAGAUAUGGAGAAAGAGAGUAAACGAAUCCAAAAAAGACAUGAUAAUUAGUAUAUCCUUUAGAAGUAUUUUUUUUUUUUUUUAAAGAAACCGUCGUCCCUGAAACUCUCCUCCCCUCCACACACUUAAUCUGUGUUCGACAAUCUUGCGAAUUCUCAACCGGCAAACAAACUCAAAGCUAUUCGAUGAAUUUCGUUACAAUUUUUUAACUGCAUUUAGGCAAUGCCCCUCCUCCCCUUCCCACCAUCGACCUCUUAACACAACUUUUUUCCACCACCACCGCUUCAUUUCUAUUUCUAGAUAAAAAACAUAAAACCAAAAGGGAAACUAUCCAAGUGUACUUAAAUGUUAAAUGUUGUGCUGUGUGUUAUAAAAAAAAAGUCAAAUUGAAUAUAUAUAUUUUUUUUGUUUUAAAUGUAAACGAAAUCAGGCCAAUACGACGAGGAACAACGAUAGAUAAUGAAAGUGUAAUGAUACCUACUAGUUAUAGUUUUAUCUAGAUAACUGUAAUGCUAGGCUAGUUAGUGUGCUAGGAUCGCUGAGUCUGUGGGCCAAGGAGACGCACAUGAGGAAGUCAAAGGAUGCAAUCCCCCGGCUUAGUUGUGCGUUUUCCCAAGUCUACGACUUGAAUAGUGUCACCUAUGCACUAGAUAUAGUGCUUAAUGCUUCAAUUGUCCAUAGCUGUAUACUAUAUCUCAUCUCACAUACACACAUAGAUACACCCACACUUUUGUGUUCCUAACUAGCGCUCUAUAUAUUAUAUAGGUAUACAUGUAUGUAGAGUUAGAUUACGGCUAGAAUGUAGUAUGUAGAUUUUAGAAUUUAGAGCAUUGCAGAAAAAAAAUCCUGAGAUCCUGUGUCCCUGUUGCUUGGCCUCUGUCUACAACAAUAUCCCCAACAUUAUGUUGCCAACAUAACGCAAUGUUGCGAGUUAAACUUUAGCAACAUUUUCUAACAGUUAUUAAUUAUUUCUCAUGCUUUGUUAAUAUUAUCUUUUAAUUGGUUCGAUGCAAAUCGAUAUUUGUUUUUUUUUUAUUGUAGAUACAGAGAGAUAGAGAACGAGUAUUAGUUAGAGCUUGUGCGGGUUGUGGCGGGCUAAUAUAUAGUGAAGGGGGGGACUUUAAGUGAUUAAAUGCAAUUGGCAGGAAUUUACUUUAGAAAAAAAGAUUAAUUGGAGACAUGGCUUUAGAACUAGAAUUACAAAAACAACAACAAAACAUUAAAAGAUUACAAAAAACAGACACACAAAACAAAAACAAAAAAAAAAAAAACAAACAUAUUUUUGCAUGACAAAUAAGACAAAACAAAAAAAAAAUGUUGUUGAAAUUAUAAGUGAAAUUUAAAAUAGAAUAUUUAGGUAUACUUUUAAAUCGAUUUCAAAAAACCAAAAACACUUUUUUAUUCUAUACAUAUUUUAUUUUUUUUGUUUACUUCUUUUCCUCUUGUAAAUCUAACAGAUUUAAGCAAUUAAAUGGAAAAUUGAUUACAAAAGUAAAUGGCAACAAGUAUUUUCAUGAAUAAAAAUUUUGAAAUUUCA